This is a messenger RNA of Melampsora larici-populina 98AG31, 444 nucleotides long. RefSeq lists its product as uncharacterized. Bases 1 to 444 code for a protein of 147 amino acids. The record is from RefSeq and is a predicted model, not a curated record. Lineage: Eukaryota; Fungi; Basidiomycota; Pucciniomycetes; Pucciniales; Melampsoraceae. The transcript is spliced from 2 exons.
AUGAGACCAACUAAACUACUCCAAGCAAGAAAAAAACCAAUCAUUCAUCCAAUUCUAGGUCCAACCAUCGCACGACCAACUCGUUUAAUUCCAAGUGAAUCUAAACUUAAACAACCAAUCCCAAUCUCACUCUUGGAACCAAAUCAACUCAAUUUACCAACACUCAAAUCCUCUUCAUCUUCAUCUUCUAGAGCUCAAAAAAUCACUACAACCAAUAAAUUAGUCAAAAAGGUUUUAGACCAAUCACAAAAAUUCAUCAAAAGCAAUCCUACUUCAUCAUCGAUGAUCCUUUCUAAUUCUGCUCCUUGGCCUAAUAAUCUUAGAGUAGUUGAUGGUUGGAGUGGUUAUGGUAGAUGGGGUGAAGGUAGACCUGAGUAUAAAGAAUGGAUUGGUGUAGAUAAGAGACAUAAAUCAUUGAUGAGAAGCUUAAGGGCUGAGCGGUAA